AUGUUGUGGAAAAUAACCGAUAAUGUCAAGUAUGAAGAGGACUGCGAGGAUCGCCAGGACGGGAGCAGUAAUGGGAACCCGCGCCUCCCCCACCUCUCCUCGGCCGGGCAGCAUCUCUACAACCCCGCGCCGCCCCUCUCCCACACCGGAGUCGCCGAAUUCCAGCCACCGCCCUACUUCCCACCUCCCUACCAGCCGCUGGCGUAUUCCCAGUCCGCGGACCCCUACUCGCAUCUGGGAGAGGCGUACGCCGCCAUCAACCCUCUGCACCAGCCGGCGCCCGCAGGCAGCCAGCCGCAGGCCUGGCCGGGCCGCCAGAGCCAGGAGGCGGCUGGCCUGCCCUCGCACCACGGGCGCCCGGCCGGCCUGCUUCCCCACCUCGCCGGGCUGGACGGGGGCGCCAUGAGCGCCCGCAGGGACGGCUUCCGCCGCUCGGACCUGCUGUUGCCCCACGCGCACGCCCUGGACGCAGCGGGGCUGGCGGAGAACCUGGGACUUCACGACAUGGGGCAGCAGAUGGACGAGGUGCAGAUUGUGGAUGAGCAGCACCUGCUUCUGCACGAUCAGACUGUGAUCCGAAAAGGUCCCAUUUCAAUGACCAAGAACCCCUUGAGUCUCCCCUGUCCGAAGGAGCUGGUGGGGGGUGUGGUGAACCCCACUGAGGUCUUCUGCUCUGUCCCCGGAAGAUUGUCCCUCCUGAGCUCCACGUCGAAAUACAAAGUGACAGUGGCCGAAGUCCAGAGGCGACUGUCCCCGCCUGAGUGCUUGAAUGCCUCCUUACUGGGAGGCGUUCUCAGAAGAGCCAAGUCUAAAAAUGGAGGCCGGUCCUUGCGGGAGAGGUUGGACAAGAUCGGGCUGAAUCUUCCAGCCGGCAGACGGAAGGCUGCACACGUCACCCUCCUGACGUCUUUGGUAGAAGGGGAGGCUGUUCAUUUGGCUCGGGAUUUUGCGUAUGUCUGUGAAGCUGAGUUUCCUAGUAAACCGGUGGCCGAGUACUUAGUUAGACCUCAUCUCGGAGGACGGAAUGAGAUGGCAGCAAGGAAGAACAUGCUGCUGGCCGCACAGCAAGUGUGUAAAGAAUUCACCGACCUUCUCAACCAAGACCGAACACCCAACGGGAACAACCGGCCGCCCCAGGUCCUGGAGGCGAACAUUCAGAAUUGCCUGUCUCACUUCAGCCUGAUUACCCACGGGUUCGGCAGCCAGGCCAUCUGUGCCGCCGUGUCUGCUGUGCAGAACUACAUAAAAGAGGCUUUGGUCAUCGUAGAGAAGUCCUACAUGAACCCCGGAGAUCAGAGUCCAGCCGAUUCCAGCAAGACCUUGGAGAAGAUGGAGAAGCAUCGGAAAUGA
Messenger RNA from Pipistrellus nathusii (Nathusius's pipistrelle), 1350 nucleotides. NCBI's taxonomy places the organism in Eukaryota, Metazoa, Chordata, Mammalia, Chiroptera, Vespertilionidae. The record is from the annotation of a GenBank genome assembly.